UUGAAUGAGCCAAUGGCGGCGGGGCCCGCGGCCGCGCUCCCGGGGCCGCCUGCUGCGCCCCCCGCUGCGCCCCCCGCCCGGCAGGUGCCGCCGGCCCCGGGGGACUGCGGCGGGGCGGGGGGUGGCCGGGUGCCCUCGCUCCCCUCCGCCGCCCGGCGCGGCACGGCAGCGGCGUGGCAGCUCCCACCCGUGACCGCGCGUCCCCCCCGUGCCGCCCCUCCGCCGGGCGCGCUCCCGGCACCGGGCAGCGGGGGGGGGGGGGGGGGGGGGGGGCGCGCGGACCCGCCUCCGCUUUCAUAAUCGCGGUGGCGGGGCGCGCUGCGGGGGACAUGUCGCGGCUCGCUCCUGCCAGCCCCCGCCCCCCCCCCGCCGCCAGCCGCCUGCUCUCGGUCGCUCCCGGUUUACCGCUCUGCUGAUGGAGACCGCCAAGCUUAACCCCAUCAUCCGGGAUGUCUACGCGGCCGCGGGCCGUGUCCAGCGCGCGCCGGCCGGUGCCUCGGUGCAGAGGGGCAGCAGCUGCCGGGAGCUCAUGGUCAAGCUGAUGGAGGGGCAGUACGUGCUGUGCCGCUGGACCGAUGGGCUCUGUUACCUUGGGAAGAUCAAAAGGGUGAGCGGCUCCAAGCAGAGCUGCCUCGUCACGUUUGAGGACAACUCCAAGUACUGGGUCCUCUGGAAGGACAUCCAGCAUGCCGGUGUCCCUGGGGAGGAGCCCAAGUGCAUCGUCUGCCUGGGAAAGACAUCAGGUCCCAUGAACGAAAUCCUCAUCUGCGGGAAGUGUGGGCUGGGUUAUCACCAGCAGUGCCAUGUCCCGGUGGCGAGUGGUGGCGAGGGCCCCCUGGGGACACCGUGGUUCUGCCGCCGCUGCAUAUUUGCCCUGGCCGUGCGGAAGGGGGGUGCCCUGAAGAAGGGAGCCAUUGCCAAGACACUGCAAGCUGUCAAGAUGGUGCUGUCCUACAACCCCGACCUGCUCGAGUGGGACUCCCCGCACCGGACCAACCAGCAGCAGUGCUACUGCUACUGUGGGGGCCCCGGCGAGUGGUACCUGAAGAUGCUGCAGUGCUACCGCUGCCGGCAGUGGUUCCACGAAGCCUGCACCCAGUGCCUCAGCGACCCCAUGAUGUUCGGAGACAGAUUCUAUGUGUUUUUCUGCUCCGUAUGCAACCAGGGACCUGAAUACAUCAAGCGCCUGCCCUUGAGAUGGGUGGAUAUUGUCCAUCUCGCUCUCUACAACCUGGGUGUACAGAGCAAGAAGAAGUACUUUGACUUUGAGGAGAUUUUGGCUUUCGUGAACCAUCACUGGGAUCCGCUGCAGCUUGGGAAGCUGACGGGCACCCCCAUCUCCGAGCGCGGCCCCCACCUCCUCAACGCCCUCAACAGCUACAAAAGCAGGUUUCUGUGUGGGAAGGAAAUUAAAAAGAAGAAAUGCAUCUUCCGCUUGCGGAUCCGCGUUCCUCCAAACCCCCCUAGCAAGGUGCUGCCAGAGAAAGCCCCCGGCAUGGGUGACGGCAGCUCCUGCGAGCUGAAGAAGAGGGGAAAAAGCAAAUACGUCCAUAAAGACAGCCUGCUGCCCCGGCAGCUCCAGCAGCAGAAGCGGCGAGCGGCGCGGCGCAAGAGGGCCAAGUUCCUGCUGGAGGAUGCAAUUCCCAGCAGUGACUUCACCUCCGCCUGGAGCACCAACCACCACCUGGCCAGCAUCUUUGACUUCACACUGGAUGAAAUUCAGAGCCUGAAAAGUGCCAGCUCGGGACAGACUUUCCUGUCAGAUGUGGACUCCACAGAUGCUGCCAGCACCUCAGGCUCCGCCACCACGAGCCUCUCCUAUGAGUCCAGCCGGAGGACCGUGGGCAGCCGCAAGCGCAAGCUGGCAGUGCCAGCCUAUGCCUCGGUGGGGGCGAAGAGGAGAGGUGGGGAGGUGGGCAGGCGCCCGGCUGGGGGCACCCCUGAGGGCAGCGAGGCAGCCUGUGGCCCGGACCGCCCAGACGAUGCUAUUGACAGCCACACCUUCGAGAGCAUCAGCGAGGAUGACUCCUCGCUCUCCCACCUCAAGUCCUCCAUCAGCAGCUACUUCGGGGCGGCGGGCAGGCUGGUCUGCGGCGAGAAGUACCAGGUGCUGGCGCGGCGGGUGACGCUGGAGGGGAAGGUGCAGUACCUGGUGGAGUGGGAAGGCACGACCCCUUACUGAACGCCACCCGCCCCUAAACCUUUCCCGGAGCCGAACCAGAGGAGAUAGGGAUGAUGGGGAAAGUCUCAUCGUGAAGCAGAGGAGGGAUGCUGGGAGGGCUGAGACCCCUCUGUGCUGGGGGUCCCAGCUGGAGCCGGCUCCCCGGGAUCCACCGCGGGUGGAGGCAGUGCCUGAGCUGGCGCUGUCGGCAGUGCUGCCCAGGGGUGAAGCCCCCAGCCUUGCUGCCAUAAUUUUUUUAUGUUAACAAUUAUUAUUUUAGUGGCCAUGUAUAUGCAAAGAGCGUGGCCCAGCUGCGCUUUCCCGAUGGAGCAGUGCCAGUAAGAGCAGCGAGUGGGUCUGGCCUUUCCCAGAGGAUCCCCCCAGCGUGGCUGGGUGCCCCUGGGGAAGCCCCUUUGGGGGUCUCAUCCCAUGACCUGGACUGCGUGUGGUAAUGCACCAGCGCCAUUUCCCUGUCCUUCUGACAAUCAUUGUGUUGGAAGAGAUGAGUCAAAAGAUACACCCUUGCCUUAAAACCACCGUGGGCAUUUCACAGACUGGAGCCCGAGGCCUUUGUUCCUCCAGGAAUCUUCAUUCUGAACGUGCCAAAUGAGCAGACAAACCAAAAAGGCCGAAGAGGACAGUGGGGGCAUGGGGAGAGGGUUGUACUGGGGUCCCCAUGGCCAUCCCCAUGGCCUCGUGGCUGUGCCUCGCUGGAGAGCAAUUGCGCUUUCUGCUCCCGACGUAGCGUCGAUGUUUGUGAGGGUGGGGGGUCUGUUUGUCUGCCGAAGAGAAGGAGCAGCCCCCUUCUUUAACUAAAGCAAUACUGCCAGGUUGUUCAGGAGCAAAGCAGUUGUCUUUUUUUUAAAAAAAUAACCUAGUAUCGUCAGACAUAUUUGUUAGAUUUCUUUUCUAAGAUAUAUAUAUAUAUUUUUAAUGUUGUCCUCGUCUGUCCCCUAUCACUACAUGGCUGUCCCAUGGGGAUGGAGGGUGGCGAUGCUGGGGGGGGUGCAUGGUUCUGCUCUGUCAGCACACCCUGUGCCUGUAGCCCCAUCGUUGUUCCUGUGUGUGCUUGUGGGAUCUGCCGACUGGUGAUUGAAAAGGCGGUUUUAUUGAAAAUAUACCGAAAAAAAUUUGUUGGUGUAA
Messenger RNA from Falco peregrinus (peregrine falcon), 3304 nucleotides. RefSeq names its product PHD finger protein 19 (gene PHF19). Bases 416 to 2182 code for a protein of 588 amino acids. Gene Ontology annotation, molecular function: chromatin binding; DNA binding. The record is from RefSeq and is a predicted model, not a curated record. The transcript is spliced from 15 exons. Lineage: Eukaryota; Metazoa; Chordata; Aves; Falconiformes; Falconidae. Gene Ontology annotation, cellular component: nucleus. Gene Ontology annotation, biological process: regulation of DNA-templated transcription; chromatin organization.